AUGCAGCUCGGCAAUGGAUUCAGUCGUCGAUAUGUCAUCCUGUUCAGCGCGGCUUUCAUCGUCAUUUGGCUCUGGCUAGCCAUGGAUGAGGACCGUAGACUGCCAAAGACGAUUGCGUGGGCGAUAGGGAAGCCGGUAUCGACGCCUGAGAACGACGUCUUUGAUCACCCGCUUCUGGAUUCGUGGGAGUUGAGAGAGAUUUGCGCGUCUACGGAGUGGAACUCGAGUCUGAUUUUCACGUGUGAUGAUAAUCGUGGAGGGGUUGGACAUGUGAGGAACUCGAUACUGAAUUGUGUGCGAUUUGCUAUUGGGGCUGGGGCUGGAUUGGUACUGCCGAAUAUUCCACUGAGAGAUGUGGAAGAGAUUACGGCGGGGAAUAGUGAUGAUGGAGAUAAUAUCGAGAGGAGACAUGGUCCGGGAAGGCAGGGGAUGGAUUAUAUGUUCGACAAGAAUCAUUUUGUGGAUUCGCUGAGGAAGUCUUGUCCGGAAUUGGUGCUCGUCAGACAUAUGGAACCAACGACCAGUAAUCGCAGACGAAGUUUACUCCCCGAGAGGCUGUUCAACAAUAUUCCUGCCAGUGGGAUUGAGCAGCCAGAAGAGUGGCGCGAUCGACUCAACAUCUGGAUUGAGAAGUACAUGGCACCCGAGCCAGCGGCCGAACCAGUCAUCGUCGAUCUUGACCAGUCUUUCCUGCAUUAUCCAAUUUACUCCGACGGCCAGACACUCGCACAUACAUUUGGCGAUAUCCUGAAGUUUCGCCCUGAUAUCCGUCGGCUUGCAACGAUGGUACUGAAAGGAAUUGCGCAUUCGCAUGACCAAGAGGCAGGCAUUGCCGUACAAACAUUUGACAUCUCGUCUCCGAUUCUAAACCCUUCAUUCCUCGGUGUCCAUCUAGGAACCGAGAACCCCCUAGCCGAAAGACACGAGGUGGAUAUCAUGUACAGUCACUUUGACGCCCAAGCAGCAGCCUACAUCGAGCAAGCGACGACCUCCAAAAUCCCCAUCAUGUACGUCGCAUCGGGCAACCUCCCCGAAGUAAAUAAAUUAGCAAAAGAAGCAAAAGAGUGGAAUGUAGAAGUCACCCACAAAGAAGAUGUGUUGCAAGGGAAGGAUGCAGCUGCUUUGGCGAAAUUGACGUGGGAUCAGAGGGCGCUGGUGGAUUAUUUGGUGUUGCUGAAGGGGCAGGAGUUUGCGGGUGUUGGGCACUCGAGUUUUUCGUGGAACUUGUAUUUGAGGAGGCAUCAGAUUGGGGAUGGGGUUAGUGCGUCUUUGGGGCAGGAGGUGUAUCGGGAUGGGUUGAGUACGCUUUAUGGGGUGAGGAGUAGUUAUGUGGAGUCUAGUGGGUGUAUGUGGCCGUAG
This is a messenger RNA of Cadophora gregata, 1359 nucleotides long. RefSeq lists its product as uncharacterized. The record is from RefSeq and is a predicted model, not a curated record. The coding region runs from base 1 to 1359 and encodes 452 amino acids. The transcript has a single exon. Lineage: Eukaryota; Fungi; Ascomycota; Leotiomycetes; Helotiales; Ploettnerulaceae.